Messenger RNA from Haliaeetus leucocephalus (bald eagle), 2124 nucleotides. RefSeq names its product fukutin (gene FKTN). The transcript is spliced from 10 exons. Bases 104 to 1489 code for a protein of 461 amino acids. Gene Ontology annotation, cellular component: Golgi membrane. NCBI's taxonomy places the organism in Eukaryota, Metazoa, Chordata, Aves, Accipitriformes, Accipitridae. The record is from RefSeq and is a predicted model, not a curated record.
CCCCGUGUUGCUCUGCCGGCGCGCAGGGAGGAGCUGGGAAACCGGAGAAGAUGAGAGACGCCGUGCUGCUUCCAGGCGGUGAUCGGGAGCGCCCCGAAGACUAAUGCAGAAAAUCAAUAAGAACGCGGUCCUGGCGCUCCUUUCUCUGACCAGCCUGGUUUUCCUCCUCUUCCAGCUGUACUAUUACAAGUUCUACCUGUCGCAGAAGAAUGGAGCAGUUUUUUCCAAAGUCAGAGGAAGCCAGUCAGGCCAAGACAGCACUAGAUGGCAUGUGGUUAGGAAGUUCCUAGGCUUACUAUCCAGUCACAAUAUACCAGUGUAUCUGAUUGAUCCUUUGAUUCUGGGACUGGUUGAUAAAGACUUUGAACAGAUCAGAAGUUCUCCUGAUGGCCCUAGUCCAGAAUGCAAGUACUUUUGUGCUCCAAGAGACUUUACUACGUUUGCACUGCUGGACAAAACAUGGAAACAUGAAGUGGACCUUUUUAGAACUGCUGAGAAAAUGGGGUUCCAAUGGCUAAAGAUUAUAAACAAGGACCCCCGCUUGGAUGGGAUGGAUGACCUGUCUGGGAUUGAAAUUCCCUUGCACUACAUAUUUAAACUGGCAUCUCAUGCCAUUCACCUGGUGGUCUUCUAUGAGAGGAGUGGUAAUUAUCUCUGGCAUGGCCCCCUGAGACUCAAGCAACAUAUGGACAGAAAGUUUGUGCCUUUUCGGAAACUCCACUUUGGUCGCUACCCUGGAGCAUAUGAAAAGCCGGAACUUCUGCUUGUUUCCAUUGAUGACUUAAAAGUUCAAAUUCCAAAAAACCCGUCCAGUUUUCUAGAGGAGAUGUCACACUCUAGAUUUCUUGAAUGUAGGUACAGAGAAGCUCGGGCUUUCUUUCAGCUGUAUCCUGAUGAUGCCUCUCUUGAUGCAGUGGAGUUCAGAAAAAAAGCAAAAUCCUUGCUCCAUCUGGCUGCUCUGACACUGAAUAACUUAGGAGUAAAUUUCUGGCUGAGCAGUGGAACAUGCCUUGGCUGGUAUAGACAGUGCAAUGUCAUUCCUCACAGCAAAGAUGUGGAUUUGGGAGUCUUUAUAAGGGACUACAAAACAGAUAUCAUUCCAGCCUUUCAGAAAGCAGGAUUACCACUGAAGCACAAAUUUGGCAAGGUAGAAGACAGCUUGGAACUCUCUUUCCAGGGAGAAGAUGGUGUGAAACUUGAUAUUUUCUUCUUCUAUGAAGAGGAUGACCACAUAUGGAAUGGAGGAACUCAGGCCAAAUCGGGCAAGAAAUUUAAGUAUCUCUUUCCAAAGUUUACUCUGUGUUGGACUGAAUUUGUAGAACUCAAGGUACACGUGCCCUGUGAAACCCGUCAGUAUGUUGAAGCCAACUAUGGCCCAGACUGGAAGGUUCCUGUGAAGACAUGGGACUGGAAGAGCUCACCAUCCAAUGUGCAGUACAAUGGUGUCUGGCCUGUCGAUGAAUGGGAUGAUGUCAUUCAAAUCUACUGACCACCUGACUGCUAGUAGAGCAUGCCUGCUAUCCUUGAAACUCUCAUUUUUGGCUGUGUAUUCAAGUGUGUACAGUUCUGGAGAGAUGAAAUAGUUACUGCCAUGCAGCAGUUUUACUACUGUAUCAUUCCAGGUGCACUCUGGGGCUUCCCUGCUGUUUUCAUCCUGGAGCGCGCUGCAUGUUUUUUCCUGCCAAUCCUCUUGGUUCCAGCAGUCUCCUGCCCGUGAAGCACUGGAGUAAAUUAUUCAGCUUCUGGCAACAACUUGUCAUGCUGGCUCUUCAGUUGGUAUGGUAACUUUGUUAGCUUUUCCUAAUUAAGAAGAGAGAGGUGUAAAAUCCUGCUAAUGCCAUUUACUCGUAAAGUAAACAUUACAUCAUAAGGGAUAAUUUCUCAGGUAGAAUUUUUUGUAUUUGUUCCUUAAAAUGAAAAAAGCCAAGGUCCUUACGGUUUUCGUGUUCAAAACUCUGUUGUUGUGAACUUCUUUGUUUAGUAAUGUACAAUAAGCCUGUAAGUUUUUCAGAUGUGAUAGGUGUUUAAGGGUGAAGGAAAAGAUACUAUCAGAAAAUUAUAAUCCUGUCAAAUUUUUGACUUUGUAGAUGGAAAGAAUAAUGGAAAAAAAUGCAUGUCCGUGAA